CGUAACCUAGCAACCCGGUUCACCAUACCGGGCCCAGCAAGCAGCUGGAGCGCUUGCGAAGUGGAUUCUUGGCCAUUAUUUUUCCUUUCGUUGUCAAACGUAUUAGGUGUUUUGUGUCUUCUAAAGAUUUAGAAAAUAAUCAUUUUGAAACUCACGUCUUUAUUAUCCGUAUCGAACAGCUUAAGAAAGAGUUUUUUUCUAUAUGUGAUGAUUUUCUUGUAUAUUUUACGUUCCAUAUAAUGAAGUGUGUAGCACCAAUGUUCCAAAACACCUAAAUAGUCAUAGAUUUCAAAAAAUAGCAUUUUUGCAUUUGUGAUGACUCUAAUAUUCAUACCAGAAAAGAAAAACAGCAUGAACGAACUAUGAUGUACCAUUAUACUCAAUUAUCUACUGGACGAAUAUUUCACGACAUACCCAGGGGCAACAGUUUGCACACAAUGUAAUAUUGUCAAUAACGAAGUAUCAAUGGCCCCUGAUUUUGUUAUGGUGCGAAUGCUAACAGCACAAAUAGUACUGAACCUAUGUCUUUUACUUUUAAGAGAUGUGGCAGCGUCUUUUAAUUUGUAUCUAAGGCCUCACGAAGUAAACAGGUUGCUUGGUCUAAACGCGGAACUUCGGUAUGUGAACAAUGGAACUGUCAACGAUUACGCAUUAGGAUUUGUCGUCAUGGUUCCGGACCACAUCUCCGAGCUCCACUUCACAUGGCAAAGCUUACGACAUUCUCCGAUCCCGUAUUCAAUCACUUUUACUGUGAGUAAUCCAGAAGCACUUAGCGUACCUCAACUCAACAUCUCUAGGACAGGAACCAUACCGACAAAAGAAGAAGUUUUCCGGCUGGUGCUGCAGUGCACGGGUAAAGUUAAUGCCGAAGUGGAAGUUUUCAUGAAUUUCAACAUCACGAUGGUGCCCCCUUCCUCUAACAUCACUCACUUAGUGCUCAAAAGGAAAAAAAUAUGCCUUAAAGAUGAUGGCAGUAACGGCACACUCAUGAUCGACGCCAUGGUUGCCACCAGUAGCUCUUUUUACAUUGGCGUAGGCUGUGCAUGUGCCGUCAUCGUACUGAUGGCUAUCGUUGCUCUUACGAUGUACAUGAAAACCAUGAAAGCCAGAAGGACAGAUGUUAUUCAGUAA
This is a messenger RNA of Stegodyphus dumicola, 1131 nucleotides long. Its product is annotated as inactive tyrosine-protein kinase RYK-like. Gene Ontology annotation, molecular function: ATP binding; protein tyrosine kinase activity. The record is from RefSeq and is a predicted model, not a curated record. Gene Ontology annotation, cellular component: signaling receptor complex; plasma membrane. Gene Ontology annotation, biological process: protein phosphorylation; multicellular organism development; axonogenesis. NCBI's taxonomy places the organism in Eukaryota, Metazoa, Arthropoda, Arachnida, Araneae, Eresidae.